AUGGAAAAUAAGAAUAAACCACCCUCACCGCCUGAUUCAACUUCCCUUCCUCCGCAUACAGCUGCAGCUCCCGGCAGUGAAGAACACAUCAGGCUCUCGCCGCCGCUGGACUCGCCGGAUAACUCACCGGCGGAUUCUCAAUCGUCCCCGUUCCACUCCAAAAUGGACAGUGGAGGGCAUAUUUCGAUGUCUCCCUCGACGGUGGGGUCCCCCCGUAACUCGCCGGCUCGCUCUUCGCUUGCCUCCGAUCAUGCCAACAUCAAUUGCAUCCCAGAGAACAGGAAUCUUUAUUCUCCGGAGAAUAAGCCUCCGCCGCCUGCCGCGCUGGUGAAGAGGGACGUGUUCAACGAGCCUGUGGAGAACAGGGUUGUGCUGGAGAAGCCUAUGGCAGUGGUGGAAAGGGCUGUUUUUGAGAAGAAUAAGACCGCGGCCAAGUCUGAUUCAGUUCCUACGGCGGUUGCAGGAGGCAGCGGCGGCGGCGGGGAGAGUGGGCGGCGGGGGUAUAGAUCUUCUCUGUCGAUAUUGAGGGGAGGUAAAAGAGAGAAGAUGGUGAAGAAAACUGCGCUGGGGUUCAGGAUUUUCGGAUUCCUCUUUUGCUUGGUCUCGUUUUCAGUUAUGGCAGCUGAUAGAAACCAAGGCUGGGCUCUUGAUUCAUUUGAUCGCUACAGAGAAUUUCGGUACUGUAUGUCUGUGAAUGUAAUUGGGUUUGUUUACUCAGCUGCUCAAGCUUUUGAUAUAUCAUAUAAUCUGGGAACUGGAAAGUAUGUAUUGCAUCAUCAACAGCCACUCCGUUUUUACUUCGAUUUUGGAGCUGAUCAGGCACGUUGUUACAUAUCCAUAAUUGCUUAUCUUCUAAUAUCGGCAUCUUCAUCGGCUGCCAUUCGUGUCGAGGACUGGCAAUUCAAUUGGGGAAAGGACAAGUUUCCGGAUUUGGCAACUGCUUCAAUAUCGGUGUCUUUUCUCGCUUUUGUUGCCUUAGCCAUUAAUUCACUCAUAUCUGGUUAUGCUCUUUGCACGUCCAACUCGUUGUAG
Molecule: messenger RNA, 1032 nt
Organism: Striga hermonthica
Lineage: Eukaryota; Viridiplantae; Streptophyta; Magnoliopsida; Lamiales; Orobanchaceae
Source: the annotation of a GenBank genome assembly